CUCCUUGGAACUUCAAAAAGAACGUCAUCCCCUUCAUACAUUUAACUUAGCAUUAGCCACAGCUAGCCGACCGCCCUUAAACGCAUUUCCACCGCACAGAAACAAGUAUGUUUCUCGUCAGUCAAUUUACUGUGCCUACCAUGACGUUGGGAGCCUUUCCCCGAUGCGGAGACGCGUCGAGAGGGAAGUUAGUCGUGUGAAAGGCAGACUGGCUUCACAAGGACCGCUAGCUACCUAGCUGAUGGACGGAAAGAGGCUAAUGUUUAAAGAAGCGAUAAGCCUAUCACAACAAGCCCGGCAGGCUCCUUAAACACAACCUACCUCUGAAGACACAACAAGGACCUAAAUAAGACAGCUCAUCUCCUACAAAAGCAACCGUGGGUCCCUGCAGACCAGAGCCAUGGGUGCCUUCCUGGACAAGCCCAAGACAGAGAAGCACAACUCCCACGGUGAAGGAAAUGGCAUCCGCUACGGGCUGAGCUCCAUGCAAGGCUGGCGAGUGGAGAUGGAAGAUGCUCAUACUGCCGCGUUGGGAUUGCCGGCUCCCGGCAUGACGGACUGGUCGUUUUUUGCAGUCUACGACGGCCACGCGGGCUCAAAAGUUGCCAAUUACUGCUCAAAGCACCUUCUGGAACACAUAAUCGGCGCCAGUUUAGGGCCCGGAGGGCAGCAGAGCUUGCUGGCUGGUUCAGAGGGCACCACCAACGACGCCCCAGCAGUUGUUGCCCCCACAGUAGAGGCGGUGAAAGCGGGGAUCAGGACAGGCUUCCUGAGGAUAGAUGAACACAUGCGCAGCUUCUCCGACCUGCGAAACGGCAUGGACCGAAGUGGCUCCACAGCCGUGGGCAUCCUCCUGUCGCCCCAGCAUUUCUUUUUUAUGAACUGUGGCGACUCUCGGGCCGUUUUGUACCGAAACUCCCAAGUGUGCUUCUCCACGCAUGACCACAAGCCUUGCAACCCGCGCGAGAGAGAGCGCAUCCAGAAUGCCGGCGGCUCGGUGAUGAUCCAGCGGGUGAACGGCUCGCUGGCUGUCUCCAGGGCCUUGGGGGACUACGACUACAAGUGUGUCGUCGGCAAAGGCCCCACUGAGCAGCUGGUGAGCCCCGAGCCGGAAGUGAACGAGAUGGUCCGGACCCCUGAGCAGGACCAGUUUGUGAUACUGGCGUGCGAUGGGAUCUGGGAUGUCAUGUCCAAUGAGGAUCUGUGCGAAUUUGUGAAAUCGAGGCUCGAGGUCUCGGACGACCUGGAGAGAGUCUGCAAUGAAGUGGUGGACACCUGCCUGCACAAGGGUAGUCGUGAUAACAUGAGUGUUGUGUUAGUGUGUUUGCCCAACACUCCCAAAGUGUCAGAGGAGGCGGUGAGGAGGGAUGCCGAGCUCAACCAGUACCUGGAGUCCCGAGUGGAAGAGAUGCUCUCCCGGCCGGCCAACGAGGGUGUUCCCGACCUGGUCACGGUGAUGCGGAACCUGUCCGUAGACAGCAACAUGCCCUCUCUGCCACCAGGGGGCGGCCUCGCCAGCAAACGCAGCGUGAUUGAAGCAGUGUACAACCAACUAAGUCCAUACAGAGAGGAAGAAGGGGUCAGUACGAUGCUAUCAAAGCUUUUGUCAAGUCUGCACCUCACGUUUAGACGACAUCCCUAGCUUUGCUAUUUCACUCUGAAAGGCGGCCAUAUUUGUGUGUCAGUGACGUGCAGUCAGGGGAGGCAAAGGAGGCGGAGCCUCACCUGUCAUCAUGAAAAAUAUACCGAAUCAUGAUAACAGAGAAGAGGUGGGGGGCUGCUGGGAUCUGUCUGUAGAGAGGAAAAGGUACCAACUUAAUGGGCGACAUGUAUUAACAUUAAAAAAGAGUCGGCGCCUCACCAGCCAUGAACCUUACGCACGUCACUGCUGUGUGCGCACGCACACUCAAAACGGCUAGGUCAGCAUCCCUGUUGUUAAUGUCAGUGUUGUAUUGUAUAAAAUUUCUUUUUGCUAUUUUUUGCUGCUAGGUCACUUUUUUUCCAAUGAGAUCAUUGCACAACUCAAUGUUCCCGUAGCAUAUAGGGACUAGUUUGCUUCCAUUCCCCACCCUUUCCACACACCCACUUUCAGAGUUACAAGAGAAGGAAUUUGGGCACCUACAGUAUGUCCAGGCCAAAAUUCUACUAAGUUGCUUUUAAAGUAAGGGUUCACAUUACACCUCCCUGGUAAGGCUUGGUAAAAUUACCUUCAGCAUAAUCAAUCACUGUUCAUAGUAUGCUUUAUUUAUUUUAUUAUGGAGAGUAUCUGCUGAAGGACAUAUUGGGUGUCUACACUCACAGGUUGAGCUUGCAUCAUUAAUGAUAUCUAUCCAUACAUCCAUUUUCUUUGCCGCUUGUUCUCAUUAGGAUCAUGGGUGAGCUGGUUCCUAUCCCAACUGACUUUCUAGGCGGGGUACACCUUGGACAGGUCCACAGUCAGUUACAGGGCACACAUACACAAACAACCAUGCACACCGAUGGACAGGUUAGAGCAGGGGUGUCCAAACAUGGGCCACACACGUCGGGGAAAAAAAAAACGCAUCUCAGCUCUGCGAUAUACAGUCGAUGAAAAACCUUAUAAGUAUGGUCUUUGCUCUUAAAAUACAGUCGUAGUAUGGUGUCCUCACUUUAUCGUGCUUUUUAAAUGGGGUACAUAUGGUCUAUUAUUAUAAUAGGCCAUUAUUUAAUUAUUAUUAUUAGUAGUAAAUUUUAAAUUAUUAGCAUAUAUUAAAAAUUUUACCUUUUCUUGCCCUAAAUUAAGUAUUUUCAAACAUAAAAAUGGCUAAAUGAAGUAACUAAAUAAACUGAAUAUAUAAAUACAAGGGAGAAGCAGCGUUCCCUUGUUUUUCAUGUAGUAUUCUUCAUUGGCCACUAGGUGUGGGUGUUUGGUGAGACGGGCACAAUAGUGAUAACUUCAUAAUAAUAAUAAUACCGCUACUGUUGGGAUCUUAACUCACAACAAGCUAAAACUCAACUCUGAACCUCCGACAUCACUUCCUGUCCUCUACACAUCUGUCUGCUCGCCACUAAGGUCCACCAGGGAACACACACUGUUACACACAUAAACAAGGGUUUUAUUUACAUCUUAAAUGGCUAAUUUACUCUUAUUAUUAUUGGGUGAUAAUAUUGGGACCAAUUUACCGUAAUAAACGAGUCCGUACAUAGCCACGAAACAUCGUAACAUAUAAUAAUAAUAAC
Molecule: messenger RNA, 3198 nt
Organism: Doryrhamphus excisus (bluestripe pipefish)
Lineage: Eukaryota; Metazoa; Chordata; Actinopteri; Syngnathiformes; Syngnathidae
Gene: ppm1ba
Product: protein phosphatase, Mg2+/Mn2+ dependent, 1Ba
Biological process (GO): protein dephosphorylation
Molecular function (GO): protein serine/threonine phosphatase activity; manganese ion binding; magnesium ion binding
Source: RefSeq, a predicted model, not a curated record